AUGACAGUGAGAUUAUUAAGCAUGAGCUUCACUGUGCUCUUUUUGAGCUCCUGUGUGCCCCCAGGGGCAGCUCAGAUUUCUUGCAGAAAUGAAGAUGGUGACGCUGUAGAUUGGUUUGUGUUUUACAAGCUACCACAGAACAGAAAACAGAAAAGUGAAAGAAGUAGGUUAGAGUACAUGUACCUGGAUGCUACCAUGAAAAGCUGGCGGAGAAGCAAGAGUCUAAUCAAUAUGACCCAGAGUGUCUUAGGAAGAACAUUAGAGCAGCUUUAUGAAGCAUGGGAAGCCAAGAACAAUAGUACUGCCUACCUGAUAUAUAAUGACAAAGUCCCUCACUCUAUGGAUUACAGCUGGAAGCAAGGGCAUGCAAAAGGUUUCUUGCUUUGGGAUAAAUCACAGGGAUUCUGGCUGAUUCACUCAAUUCCCCAGUUUCCUCCUUAUCCUGAAGAAGGCUAUAGCUAUCCAUCUACUGGGGAAAGAUAUGGACAAACUGGUAUCUGCAUAACUUACAACUACAGCCAAUUUGUAGAAAUAGAUUCUCAGCUGUUAAGUUGCAUUCCGAAUGUCUAUAGCUGCUUUAUACCUGCCAUCUUUCACCCAGAACUCACCUAUCUACCCAAAAUGUGUGCCCGCUCCCAGCUUCCCAGGAUUCCUCACCGACGCCUUUCCAGACUACGGUCCAUCCAAGGCCAAAAUUUCUUCCACUUUGCAAAAUCACCUUAUUUUGUGGAUGAUAUCUUUGUGUCUUGGAUGGCUCAACAGUUGCAGACCAAUUUGCUUGUAGAAACUUGGCAACCUAAGCUUCCAUCAAAUUGUUCUCUUUCAUACCAUGUCUAUAAUAUCAAGAAAAUUAGAAUUCCAGGACUGUCUCCUUUUAGCUCCUACUAUGAUCAUGCCAAAUGGUGUGUUUCCCAAAGAUACUACAGGAAACACUGGACAUGCAUUGGAGAUCUGAACCGCAGUCCAUUCCAGACUAGAAGAGGAGGAGGAUUCCUUUGUACUCAAAAUGAGCACAUCUAUCUUGCAUUCCGAAGUUUGGUACUGCACUAUCAGAACUGCAAUCAGUCUUAA
Antechinus flavipes (yellow-footed antechinus) is the source of this 1071-nucleotide messenger RNA. RefSeq names its product deoxyribonuclease 2 beta (gene DNASE2B). The transcript has 6 exons. NCBI's taxonomy places the organism in Eukaryota, Metazoa, Chordata, Mammalia, Dasyuromorphia, Dasyuridae. Gene Ontology annotation, molecular function: deoxyribonuclease II activity. Bases 1 to 1071 code for a protein of 356 amino acids. Gene Ontology annotation, biological process: apoptotic DNA fragmentation. The record is from RefSeq and is a predicted model, not a curated record.